AUGGGACUUUUCAUUGAUGGAAACAAAUUAGAGAAUUUGAAACUCUACAAGUACUCUGCGGAGGAUCAUUCGAUUAUUUCGAAGUUUAUCUUGAAAAAAUGGUGGAACUCCUUUGUGGAGAUUUUUCCACUUUCAAUGGCGCCCAACGCUGUGACAUUGCUUGGUUUAGGGUUUAUUUUAUUAAACUUGUUGUGUGUGUUUUACUACGAUCCGUUUUUGGAUGAAGCGUCACCUAGAUGGUGCUAUUUCUUCUAUGCGUUUGGGUUGUUCAUGUACCAGACGUUUGACGGUUGUGACGGGUGUCAUGCGAGAAGAACAGGGCAAAGUGGGCCAUUGGGAGAGUUGUUUGAUCAUUCUGUUGACGCCAUCAAUACCACAUUGGGCACGAUUGUAUUUGGAUCGGUGUUCAACUUGGGGUACGGUUGGUUGUUUCUUAUCGCGCAGUUUGCAUCUGUAUGCAAUUUCUACACUUCGACCUGGGAAGAAUAUCACACUCAUACUUUGUAUUUGUCGGAGUUCAGUGGACCAGUUGAGGGUAUUUUGAUGAUUUGCGUGUGCUUUAUCUUGACGGGGAUCUUUGGGCGUGAGUUGUGGUCUAUCAAGUUGCUUGAACUCGACUUGAGCUCUAUUGGCUAUAGUGACAAUUAUGUUCUCGAUAGCUCGAGUAUCAUUGUUGUUCUUGGCUUGGGCUCGUUGUACUUUAACAUCUCGUCGGCCAUGGCUAACGUUAACAAGAAGUACGCCUCUGAACAUGCUGGUGAUUCGUCAAAGGCGAAGACUGUCACCUUGGAAGCAUACAAAGGUUUGAUACCAUUCUUUGGGUAUUAUGCCACCAUUGUUUUGUUCGUCGUAUUAUAUCCAGAAAUCAUUUCGCAAUUUGGCUUUCCAUUGGUGAUUUCCAUUGGUUGUUCCAUUGCAUUUUCAGUCGGUAGAAUUAUUUUGGCUCACUUGACGUUGCAAUAUUUCCCAAUGGUUCAAUAUCCAAUGUUCAUGCCACUCGUACAGUUAUUUUUAGCCAAAGUACUGAUUAGUGUUUAUGGCUACGACUACUACAAGGUCUUGGGUGCGGUCAGUUGGUUAGGUUGUGGAGUCACCCUAGGCAUCCAUGCGUUUUUUAUCACUGAAAUUAUUAGUGAAAUUACUUCCUAUUUGGAUAUCUAUGCUUUAACUAUAAAGCAUAAGAGAGCUUAG
Messenger RNA from Debaryomyces hansenii CBS767, 1191 nucleotides. RefSeq names its product bifunctional diacylglycerol cholinephosphotransferase/ethanolaminephosphotransferase. NCBI's taxonomy places the organism in Eukaryota, Fungi, Ascomycota, Pichiomycetes, Serinales, Debaryomycetaceae. Gene Ontology annotation, cellular component: membrane. Gene Ontology annotation, biological process: phospholipid biosynthetic process. The transcript has a single exon. Gene Ontology annotation, molecular function: phosphotransferase activity, for other substituted phosphate groups. The record is from RefSeq and is a predicted model, not a curated record. Bases 1 to 1191 code for a protein of 396 amino acids.